UUGCAGGAUUACCAGCCAGACUCCCAGAAAUCAUGUUGGUAGGAUCCCAGUCCUUUUCCCCUGGAGGGCCCAAUGGGAUCAUUAGAAGCCAGUCCUUCGCGGGGUUCAGCGGCCUACAGGAGAGGCGAUCCAGAUGUAACUCCUUCAUUGAAAAUUCCUCUGCUCUCAAGAAGCCCCAAACCAAACUGAAGAAAAUGCACAAUUUAGGACACAAGAACAACAACCUUCCCAAAGAACCUCAACCUCAAAGGGUGGAAGAGGUCUACCGGGCUUUGAAGAAUGGACUUGAUGAAUACCUGGAAGUUCACCAAACAGAGUUGGACAAGUUGACCGCACAGUUAAAGGAUAUGAAAAGAAACUCUCGCCUGGGUGUCCUGUAUGAGCUAGACAAGCAAAUUAAAACGAUUGAAAGAUACAUGAGACGCCUGGAGUUUCACAUUAGUAAGGUGGAUGAACUCUAUGAGGCUUAUUGUAUCCAAAGACGCCUCCAAGAUGGUGCCAGCAAAAUGAAACAAGCCUUUGCAACAUCGCCGGCUAGCAAAGCUGCCCGAGAGAGCCUGUCAGAGAUCAGCCGGAGCUACAAAGAAUACACAGAGAACAUGUGCACCAUUGAAGCUGAGCUGGAGAAUCUGCUCGGGGAGUUCUCCAUCAAGAUGAAAGGUCUGGCUGGCUUUGCUCGUCUCUGCCCAGGAGAUCAGUAUGAAAUUUUCAUGAAGUAUGGCCGGCAGAGGUGGAAACUAAAAGGCAAAAUAGAAAUGAAUGGCAAACAGAGCUGGGAUGGAGAGGAAAUGGUGUUCCUGCCCCUGAUCGUUGGAUUGAUUUCCAUCAAGGUCACGGAGCUCAAAGGGCUGGCGUCUCACCUCCUGGUAGGCAGUGUGACCUGCGAGACCAAAGAGCUGUUUGCAGCCCGACCUCAGGUCGUGGCUGUUGACAUCAAUGACCUUGGCACCAUCAAACUGAACCUGGAGAUCACCUGGUAUCCAUUUGACGUGGAGGACGUGACCCCAUCCUCGGGUACUGGGAACAAGACCGCAGCCCUACAGAGGAGAAUGUCCAUGUACAGCCAGGGCACCCCAGAAACACCCACCUUCAAAGAUCACUCCUUCUUCUCUAAUCUACCUGAUGACGUCUUUGAAAAUGGAAAGUCAGCUGAAGAGAAAACGCCCCUCUCUCUCAGCUUCAGCGACCUCCCCAAUGAGGACUGCGCCCUCGCCACCCACGCAGCCGGCUCUCCCCCCGACGCCUACUCGGCAAAGCCAGAAAUUACCGUUACCCCUGCAGAUCUGCACCUGAGUGGCCUGUCCUCCCAGGAGGAAGGCCCGGAAGACAGCAGCUCGGUGUCUUCCAGAAACUCCUUGGGAGAAAGCCCGGAGCCGAAGCCUCACCUGCAGGAAGACGCUGAGGGGCCCAGGAAACCCGAGAGCCCCCGAGCACCUGCAGGCCCCCCGGCUGAGCACCUCUUCCUGGAGAAGGAUGUCACCGAGGCCCUUCUGAAAGAGUCAGAGGAGGCGUCUGAGCUCAAGCCUGUGGAGCUGGACGCUUUUGAGGGGAACGUCACGAAGCAGCUGGUGAAGAGGCUCACCUCGGCGGAGGUGGCGCUGGCCCCUGAGAGGCUGCGCUUUGAGGGCUCUGUCAGCGGCGAGUCCGAAGGCUGCAGGUCCUUUCUAGAUGGAAGCUUAGAGGAUGCCUUUACUGGGCUCUUCCUGGCGUUAGAACCUCAUAAAGAGCAGUAUAAGGAGUUUCAGGACCUGAACCAAGAAGUCAUGCAUUUGGAUGAUAUUCUAAAAUGCAAGCCAGCAGUAAGCCGCAGCAGGUCCUCCAGUUUAAGUCUUACAGUUGAAAGUGCUUUAGAAAGCUUUGAUUUCCUGAACACCUCUGAUUUUGACGAGGAGGAAGAUGGUGAUGAGGUUGGUAAUGGUGGAGGAGGUGCUGACUCAGUAUUUUCAGACACUGAGACCGAGAAAAAUAGUUAUAGGUCGGUCCACCCAGAAGCCAGGGGCCACCUUAGUGAAGCACUGACAGAGGACACAGGCGUGGGGACAAGUGUGGCAGGAAGCCCACUUCCACUCACCUCAGGAAACGAGAGCCUGGACAUCACUAUCGUCAGGCACCUGCAGUACUGCACCCAGCUUGUUCAGCAAAUUAUUUUCUCAAGCAAAACCCCAUUUGUGGCAAAAAAUCUGUUAGAGAAACUUUCUAGGCAAAUCCAAGUGAUGGAGAAACUCUCAGCUAUCAGCGAUGAGAACAUUGGAAACAUCAGUUCCGUCAUCGAAGCCAUCCCAGAAUUCCACAAAAAGCUGUCUCUGCUGGCUUUCUGGACCAAGUGCUGCAGCCCCGUCGGUGUCUACCACAGUUCAGCGGACAGAAUGAUGAAGCAGCUGGAAGCCAGCUUUGCCAGAGCGGUCAACACAGAGUAUCCGGGACUCGCAGACUCAGUGUUUCGGACCCUGGUGUCCCAAAUUCUGGACCGCGCUGAGCCUCUGCUUCCCUCCAGCCUUUCCUCAGAAGUCAUCACUGUUUUCCAGUAUUACAGUUACUUUACCAGCCACGGUGUGAGCGACCUGGAGAGUUACUUGAAUCAGCUGGCCAAGCAAGUUUCCAUGACAGAGACUCUGCAAUCCCUAAGAGAGGAAAAGCUGCUGCAGGCCAUGAGUGACCUCACUCCCAGCAGCCUCCCCGCCCAGCAGGAAGUUCUCAGGACCCUGGCUCUGCUGUUAACUGGAGAGGACAGCGAAGUUAGUGAGGCUGUGACACUUUACUUGACAGCAGCCUCCAGAAACCAACAUUUCAGGGAAAAGGCCUUGCUAUAUUAUUGUGAAGCAUUGACAAAGACAAACCUCCAGCUCCAGAAGGCAGCUUGCCUGGCCCUGAAAAGCCUAGAGGCUACUGAAAGCAUUAAGAUGCUGGUGACUUUGUGUCAGUCCGAUACUGAAGAAAUCAGAAAUGUGGCCUCAGAAACGCUGUUGUCUCUUGGAGAAGAUGGACGCUUGGCAUAUGAGCAGCUGGACAAGUUUCCUCGAGAUUGUGUGAAAGCUGGCGGUCGUCAUGAAGCUGAAGUUGCAACAGCUUUUUGAUUACAAGUUCACACUGCCUAACAGCUGUCUUCACGAAUGGACUUUUGAAUCAAGAUGGUGCUGUGACUUAGCCGGAAUGUGUUUAAAACUUGAAGAGUUCUGCUGAAGCUGUCUGAGUAGAUAGCAGGUUGUAGAAAGAAUUCAAGUCCACUGUUUCAGUACUGCUCCCCGUUUUCUGGCCCAUAGGCUAGGCUGGGAUUGCAUCCCAUUCGGUAGAUUAUAUUGUUCAUGGCAUCUGACAAUAGUUUCAAAAAUGUCCAUCUUGCCUAAUAGGUACAGGAUUUUAAAAUAGCCAUCUUUGUAUGUUUUUGGAAGUUCUUCUGUGAGCUUGAAAUAGUCAUGUGAUACUUCCUUUGAUAAUUAUCAAAUGCUUGGUGAUUUUUCUCUGUCUUGUUCUCAGGGUUGAGUGGCCCCCUUAACUACCCAAUUUAACUUAAAUACAAAGCACAAAGAAUUUUAUCAAACAAAAAUUCACCUGUAGGACCUGUUACAUGACACACUGUAACUUUAAGGUUUUUACUCCGAGCCUCCAGCUUUUCUUUUGGGACUUUUUUUUCCUUCAUCCUGAAAACUUCAAAAGCAUGCUUCCAUUAUGGUAAAAAAGAUAGGUAGGUGAAUGACAACUGCCUUAUUAAGAUUACACCCAUACUCACUAAAAAAAAAAAAAAAAAAAAAAA
Condylura cristata (star-nosed mole) is the source of this 3751-nucleotide messenger RNA. RefSeq names its product family with sequence similarity 65, member B (gene RIPOR2). The record is from RefSeq and is a predicted model, not a curated record. NCBI's taxonomy places the organism in Eukaryota, Metazoa, Chordata, Mammalia, Eulipotyphla, Talpidae. Bases 33 to 3074 code for a protein of 1013 amino acids. The transcript has 21 exons.